Molecule: messenger RNA, 1940 nt
Organism: Cajanus cajan (pigeon pea)
Lineage: Eukaryota; Viridiplantae; Streptophyta; Magnoliopsida; Fabales; Fabaceae
Gene: KAN2
Product: Homeodomain-like superfamily protein
Biological process (GO): abaxial cell fate specification; regulation of DNA-templated transcription
Cellular component (GO): nucleus
Molecular function (GO): transcription cis-regulatory region binding
Source: RefSeq, a predicted model, not a curated record
CCCACCACCCCCUAUAGUAUAGUCCCUUAAGUGUCAUUUUCUCACAUAUACUUUACACAAAAGAAACAGCCAUUCACUUCACAUACCUUGUCUUCUCUCUCUCUUUCUCUUUGCCCUCUUCUCUCAAUCUCAAAUCUCUCCUCUGCAACUACUCCAAAUUCAUUCAAACUCCAUCCACAAAAUCUUAUUAAUUACCCUCACCUAGCACCCACAACAAAUUCCACACUCUCUUCAAAAUCCUUCAAAACCUUCAUACUAUAUAUACUACACAAUAUUAUUGCACGGCAAAAGGAAAAGAUCAAAGUACACAACUAAACUAAGAGCUUGAGAAGCCAAAUAGGCUUUUUUUGGAUGGAGCUGUUCCCAGCACAACCAGAUUUGUCCUUACAAAUCAGCCCUCCAAACACCAAACCAACAUCAAGUUGGAGGAGAAGCACAGAAGAAGAGAUGGAUUUGGGGUUCUUGAAGAGAGCUUUGGACUCUAGAAACUCCAUAACAUCAAUGGCCAAACAAGACUCUUGCUUCAACCUCUCACUCUCUAAUCCAAAAGCCUCAGACCCCAACCUCAUUCACCACUUCCAAAACGGUGCCAACAACAACAACAGCAACAGCAACAGCAACAACAACCCCUUCCAACCCUUUCAACAAAACCACUACUUCCACCAGCCACUGUUCCAGCCUCAGCACCACCAAAGCCUAAGCCAAGACCUUGGCUUUCUCAGACCCAUUAGAGGAAUCCCCGUGUACCAAAACCCUCCUCCAAUACCAUUCACCCAACACCACCACCACCACCACCAUCAUCUCCCUCUAGAACCUUCCUCCACCACCCCAUCUUCUAUUAUUUCCAACACAAACUCACCCUCCACCCCUUUCCACUCUCAGGCUCUCAUGAGAUCAAGGUUCUUGUCACGCUUCCCUGCCAAGCGUAGCAUGAGGGCUCCAAGGAUGCGUUGGACUUCCACCCUCCAUGCUCGCUUUGUUCAUGCCGUUGAACUCUUAGGUGGCCACGAAAGGGCCACGCCUAAAUCAGUUCUUGAGCUAAUGGAUGUGAAGGAUCUCACUUUAGCACAUGUUAAGUCUCAUUUACAGAUGUACCGGACGGUGAAAACUACAGAUAGGGCAGCGGCUUCAUCAGGGCAAUCGGAUGUGUAUGAUAAUGGGUCGUCUGGAGAUACUUCCGAUGACUUAAUGUUUGACAUAAAAUCCUCAAGAAGAUCUGAUCUAUCCAUUAAGCAGGGAAGAUCAAGUGUUAAUCAAGAUAAGGACUAUCAUGGCCUUUGGGGCAACAAUUCCAGGGAAGCUUGGUUGCAUGGGAAGACAAAGGCUGAUUCUGUUGGAAACGUGCAUUCUCUUGAGAAGGAAAUGGAUCCAAAGUGCCUAAGCUAUGAGAGAAUAUCAGAUGGAAGUUCAUCCUCAAACCUUUCAGGAUCAAGCCCUAAGAAGCCUAAUUUGGAUUUGGAAUUCAGCUUGGGGCAGCCACUUUAAUUUGAGAUCUGGAUAUAUAUUAUUCAUGAUUAACUAUUAUGAAACUGAAAGAGGUAGAGCGCAGGAAUAUGAGAAUCAGGAACCCGCUGAGAAAAUCAGAGAAAGAGAAAGCUAAAAGAAAACAAAAGAGAAAAAAAAGAAAAGCAAAAGGAGCUAAAGAAACACAAGGAGACAAGAAAGACAGAAAGCAACAAAAGGAAGGGGUGGGGGAAAAAAGCAUGGCCUUCCUAUCAGAGUUCUUGUGAGAUCCAAAUCAACAUUUUAUAUUUUCUUGGUAAAUAUAUGAAAUCUAAUUGAUUUGUAUGUUUUUGCAAUCUGAGAGAAAGAAAGAGACAUGAGAGAGAGAGAGAGAGUGAGUGAGUGAGAGAGAGAGCUAUGUUAAAAGUAUGAAGUGAUCCUUGGUAAUUGUAAUGGAGCACUUUACAUUUAUGAAAUAUUUAGAUAUUUCCACCAAA